AUGACUCAUUUUGAAGAAUCAUCCGGUGUAAUUCGUGCUUCUUUUGAAUGGGGGUGCUGGUGGCAGACUCUUGAAGAAGUGUACAUUGAAAUUUCAUUUCAACAGACUGUCAAUGUGAAGCAAAUUUUAUGUGAAAUUACAAGCAAUGCAAUCACUUGUGGUCUUGUUAAUCAGCAACCAUUAUUGUCAGGUCAUUUAUUUAGCAAUGUGAAAGCAAGUGAAUCGACAUGGAGCCUUCAGGAAAAACAGCACAUGAGUAUAUGCCUAGUCAAAGCCAAUCCGGGUUUGUGUUGGCAUUCGCUUAUGACUGAUAAGUGGAAAGCAAAUCCAUUAAUUUUCGACCAAAUGGAACGAAAACUCACCCUUCAACGAUUGCAAACUGAAAAUCCUGGUAUGGACUUUAGUUCAGCUGAAAUAUCAGGGAACUACCACAAUGGUGGACCAAGACUUCCUGUUUUUGUUUUUCAGAAUGCUGACAAAACUCUACUUAACAGGACCUUUGUUCGUGCGUGUGAAUCUGAAUUGUUAACGUGCUCUACACCAAAGGAAGAUUCUCCUCCUACAUUCGAUGGUGUUCAACUCUCAGGUCAAGAGGCACGAAAUUUUUAUGAAUCACUUACACAAUGUGCAACUAGGAAAUUAGAAUCUUCAUCCUCCAAUCAAACUUCUUGUGAAUGUACCUUGUGUGGAGUUUUUUUUGACGACUAUAAAAAACAUGUUUCGUCUAUAGGCCAUCAGGUAGCAGAGAUGUCUGAAAGAGUGACAAGACCUUCACCUUUGCUGAUCCCUCCUUCUAAUAAAGGUUACCAGCUUUUAACUCGAAUCGGUUGGUCCGACUCUGCUGUUGAUGUAAACAGUAAUCAUUUGAGUGCUUUCGAAACACCGUCAGCGGAUACAUCUUCGUCAUCCAAGUCACAUUAUAUUGCUGAAGGUAGUGGUUUAGGUGCUCAUAGGCAAGGUCGGCGUUUCCCUGUUGCAACUAUUCUAAAACGUGAUCGUCUUGGGUUCGGUUGGCCAAAUAGCACAAAUACUGCGAAGAUUACACACUUCAACUCAGGUGAUAUAAAAGCAGUUGAAAAUCCAGCGGAUGUGAAACAUCAUCGCUUAUCUAUUAAAUUAGACUCAAAGUAUUUAGUCCGAAGAAAUAAUCGAGAAAAAAAAAUAGAGCGUAUUAUAAGACAAGAAUUUAAUCUAACUGAAGACCAGUUAGCUAUACUUCGCGGAAAAUGA
Messenger RNA from Heterobilharzia americana, 1230 nucleotides. The record is from the annotation of a GenBank genome assembly. NCBI's taxonomy places the organism in Eukaryota, Metazoa, Platyhelminthes, Trematoda, Strigeidida, Schistosomatidae.